AUCAAAAUGGCGCGCGAAUUAAAGCAAAUCAGAAUUAACGAAAUUUAAAGCAGAAUGGAGUGAUGUAAAAAAAAUUAGUCAAAUCAGGGAGAAAAUGAAGAAGCAAGGGAAUGAAGGAAGGAAAGUGUUGAAACCAAGUCCCAAUGAAGAGGCGAAUAUACUCCAAGAUGAGAAAGUCAAAAGGAAGAAGCAACGCUUAAAACAGAUCAGAGAACAAGAGAAAGCAUUUUCUCGUAAAGUGCUAAAGGAUGCCAGAAAAAGAAAAAAUAUUGGGCUGAAAGAACUGACCUCUCAUCUGAAGGACCAAUGGGAGAUUGCACAAGAAAAGCGGAAAUCAGAUUUGGAGAAAAAAUAUCAAGAAAAUGUGGCAGAGUUUGGAUUGGGACACAGGACUGCUUCUGAGGAUCAAACAAACUAUUCUAAACCAGAUAUGACUGUGGAGGAAAGACAGAGGGCAUCAGAAAGAUACAAGAAAGCACUAGAACAGCUCAUGUAUGAAAGGGACAAGAUGACUCAGCCAGAGAGAGAACGCUUGGAAGGGAGGAAGCUAGCCUUGGAGAUUGAACGUCAGCGAGCAGCAAGGAUUGCAUCUUUACCUCCAGUAGUUGAUCCCAUUAAGGACUUAAGUCAGGAGAAAGACCUACCACAUUCUAACAAGAAGAAACUUGACAACUACGGUACAUCACGGUUUCACUUGAAACCUGCUGUUCUUGUGGAACGAGAUCUGGAUCUAAGUCAGGAAGAUGCUAGAGAAGCUGCAAAAGAUGAAGAAGAAAGAAUUCAAACAAUCAUAGAGGAGGUUCAACGAGGUAAAGCUGAACAAAAUGAGAAGGCCAGACUAAGACACAAACAUGCUUUGGCUCAGCUACAGUUGGAAGAAGACCAUGAAAGGUUGAUGAAAGAACUGGAGAGUUUGGAGAGACAUGAUCGCCAGCGAAGGCAAGAAGCUGUGGCUCGGAUCCCUGUGCGCAUAUUUCAACCUCCACAUAAAAGGUUGGAGGAUGCAGAGGAUCGCCAAAGAGACUUGGAGCAAGCAUUUGAAGACAUGUACAUGAUGCACACAGGUUACACAGGUGAUCUGACUGUUGCACUGGAACCUCCUGAGCAUCUAAGACCCUCAUCAGUAGAUAGCCUUCUAUCUGAGAGUGAUCAAGGAUCUGCUGAACCAGUAGGAGCCAAAAAGCCAACACAACCCCCUGAUGCAGUUGUUCCUGAUGAGAGCUCAGGAGGAGCAGAACAUGGUGGUGAGCCUGAAGCUGGGCCUAAAAUUGCACCCCCAGGUUAUGGUGCCCCAAAGGGGCCUUCUGAAGGUGUACCCCCUACAGAUCCAUUGGGACGACUUUUAAAAAGGAUUGAGAGGCAGCGUGACCAGUGGAAGGAAAGGCAGCUUCCAGAAGGAAGGCAACCUCCUGGUGCCGGAGAAACAGGAAUUCCUCAUUCAGUUACCUCAACAAUGCUGCCCCAAAGAACCCAGGAAUUCAGGAUCCCAGACACCAUACCAUUUCCUGCUGCCCCAGAACAAAUCGCCGAAGCUGAAUUUUCAGGAGGAGAGGAAGAGGAAGCAGAACCUGGAAGGACUGAUGCAACUGAAAUGGAAACACGGCAGCCAAUGCCAGGGAUGGAGCAUGAAAUAGACAGAGUCAACCCACCAGCAAGUGGUGCACGGACAUUGCUCCAUCCAUUGGAAGCUGCACAACGAUCUCGCACCACCACCCCUAUGCCAACAGCACAACUCAGCCAACAAGAAGCUCUUCUAGAGCAACAGAAACUCAAACUACAACUGCAACAGCAAAAUCUUCUUCAGCAGCAACUAGAGCAACAACUGCAAGCCUACCAGAGGCAACUUGCUGAUAUUUAUGGACAUGUGGAUAUGCCCGAAGGUCUAUCAGUGCCUGAAGGUCUAUCAGUGCCUGAAGGUCUAUCAGUACCUGAAGGUCUAUCAGUGCCUGAAGGUCUAUCAGUGCCUGAUCAAAGGCUCUCUCCAGAAGUACCAUUCACUCAUAGCCCCCCUUAUGACAAUGACCCAUUUCUGACAAACAGUGGAGCAGUGGACACAGGAGGCAGGUCAUUCCAUGUCCAAACCCCACACAAUUCAGUACCUCAAACAGAAGAGCCCAAAAGUCCUUCAACAGAUGGCUCUCCAUUGCUUUCUGAUGCCCUCGAGUCCUCAACACUAGAGAGUAUCACCUCAGAUGAAUCUGGAAUGUCCUCAGAUUUCCAAAGAACAUUACAAGCAGCACGCUUAACAGCGGAAAAGGCUGCCCAGUUUCGGACGACAGAAAGGGAGAUUUUACAGGAGCAUGACAAGGCACAAUUGGAUGACUUCCCCUCCGAUAGAGGUCAAAUGUAUUUAAGAAAGGACACAAUGUCUGGUAGAGCAUCAAGCCUUCAAUCUGAGGAGCUUGUUAAUGUUUCAACUCCGUCAACUCUUUCACUUAGUGUGACGUUAUCUUCUGAUCUAAGUGUGACAGCUGCUGUGUCACAGACCUCCCACUCUGGUCAACCCUUUCUUGACACAAGGCGUGUAUUUCCACCCACCUCCCAAGGUUGGUCACAAUACUCUGAUGUCAAGGACGCUACAAGCAUUGCUGCUGCCACAUCAUUGCUCAGUAAUGUAAAGGCCUCACAAGGCAUAGGUUUUUCUCAGCCAUCAUCAGCAAAUGUACAGCAAUUUUCUGUGUUGUCUUCAAGAACUGAGCCAUCCAGUCACUUUUCAAGGGCUGUGACACCACCAGUUUUGAGCAGUGGGCUAGCAAAAAAUUUCCCUGACACAAUUUCUGCUUUCCAACCAAUCACUCGUUCUGGUUAUUCUCCAGGGUAUUUAGACUUCUACCAGCAAAAGAUGGAAGAAGAACGACAGCUCUUCGAAGCUCAAAGAACUCGUGUUCAGCGUCACAGUGACUUGUAUAAGAAAAGGACCCCAGGUGGUUUAGGUACUGAAAUGUACCAGGCCAAAGGAAGUGCGAGCAACAGUGUGCCUUUUAUAGGGCCCCUCCCAAAAACAAGCCCUUCACUAUGGGAACAGCCUGUCAGGGCUCAUACCAACUUGGGUAGGAACAUAGAGGACACAAACAAAGAGAAUUUGGGUUUUGUAGCAAAUUCUACAGCAUUUCAGGGACAGGACAGACUACAUGCUAUUUCACAAAGGCUUGGUGCCUUUGAAAAAUCACUGACUACUGCACCUAAUUCUACAGUUGUUACCUCAUCCAGUUACACCCAGAAGCCUUUGUUCACAAGCGGAGACUGGAGUCAUGGCUCCAGCACGGAGUAUUUGUCCCUUCCACAUGAAUCUGAAGGUCCAAAUGCUCGAGGCAGCAUAGGCUCGACAUUUUCCACCUUGUCUGAGCUCACAGAAAUGAUGACACGCUUGACAUCCACAAGUGAUGAAGCUGAGAGCACAUCAUCCAAGGCUCAGGGAGCAUCAGGUGCCCUAGAGGUACAUUCUUUUGGUACCCAUGGGAGACGAAUUGGCCAAGUCCCAGAAAGAACUUCAAUAAAGGGACCUGACUCAUCAGUUGGCCUGACAUCUUUCACUCCCUUAGAAAGGAACGUUAAUUUAAGGGGCUUAUCUGGGGAAGGGCCUUUAGCUUCAAGCGCUGUAAGCAAUUUAGGAGCAAAAGGGCCUUUGAAUGCAGCACUUACUCAUGUUGCUUCUGAGAAAAGCACAUCAUCAUCAGGUACCGUGGAACACUCGCUGAGUUCACAAGGGUCACACCUGACCAGGGGCUCAGACGGGAAACAAUGGUUUGUACUUUCUCGAUCACAUACUAUGUCAUCUGGAGGUGGAAUGUUAGAGAAGGGUGGUGGCAUCCCAGAGGAGGGUGGUGCUGAUAAUGUGUUCUCUGACGCUAAUGAAGGAAAAAGUCACUUAUUAGGCAGAACAGAGACUGGGUCAGAGGCAUCAAUUUCCUCAGGAAGUCUGUCCUCUGCCACGCUGCAUUCUGGUACCACUGAGGAACUUAAUGAAACAUCACCCACAAACAGCGAGCCACAGGGACAAACACAUUCAAUGGUAUUUUCUUCCUCCCCUGAGACUCAUGGUGAAUCCUCUCCAUAAUCUGGUCACACUUAGGAACCAAAAGACAUCUCAGGUGUUGGUCAAACGUUCAAAAUAUUUUUGGGAAAUUAUGGAAAUGGAAUGGGGAAGGCUUUGACAAAGAUCAUCAAAAUAAACUAAUUUUAAAAAAAUGGUCUCGUUAUGUUUUCUGUACCCACAAAGCAUUUGUAGAGUAACUCAUUCUAUACAGUGCUAUCAGCUUGGAUUUUUUUUAAAAUAAUGGAUUGUGCUUGAAAAGAAAUCUUGGAGCUCUCCUC
Molecule: messenger RNA, 4314 nt
Organism: Pocillopora verrucosa
Lineage: Eukaryota; Metazoa; Cnidaria; Anthozoa; Scleractinia; Pocilloporidae
Product: serine-rich adhesin for platelets-like
Molecular function (GO): microtubule binding
Source: RefSeq, a predicted model, not a curated record